AUGAAGCUCGCCACCGGGAAUCCUGCCACCGUCAAGUCCUGUCGCAUCGCAGCCGGAAUGCCAUCCGUCUCCACCUCCGAAGAAGCCUCCGUCUUCAGAUCUGCCACGAGGUCGACGGGGCAACCACCCCGGCCCGAGCACCCUCUACCGCCUCCACGCCGCCUGCGCGACCGAGGAGACGGUCCUCAGCAUCAGCAAGCGCUCCCCGUCGCCAGGGACCACGCCGCCCUCACCUCGCACAGGCCGCCGCCUCGGGUGCCCAAGCCCCCACCGGGAGGAGCGCUGGUCGACCACGCCCUGACCCACGGCUGCUCCGGCAGGAGCAAGACGCAGCAGGGGCGCCGACGUCGCGCCCACUCCCGCACCAGCAGAUCUGGCGCGGCGUUCCUCCUCCUAUCGUCGCGCGCGGAGCCGGGAGCCCAGAUCCUCGCCGCCCCCUUCCUGGGCGACGCGGCCUUCGACCGGCGGCGCCUCCGGGGGCGACGAGGAGGGGAGAUCGAGGCGGGGGGAGCUGGCGGCGGCGGCCUAGGGCCAGGAGGAGGCGACGCGGGGGAGCGAACCGGGGUUACUCAUCCACCUGUUCAUGACUGCACAGCACAGAUGAGUUUCCUCACAAGCUUCGAAUGCCACUUGAAUGCUUUGUCAUGUAUAUAUAUUUCAGGUUUUUGGAAGAUGACGAACUUGUGCGGGAGGGCAGUUUGCUCCAGCCACCAUGUCCUAAUCUCAUGUACAUUCAAGGAAAUAUUCGACUCCUCCACUUGCAUGAAUCAUCUGGUGGCGAUAGCCAUUGCCACGCCGCUCACCCUCGUGCUCAUGCUCCGCUUGCUCAUCGAACUUCGGAAGAGUGUAGCAUCUGCACGCCAGCUCUUCACGCUCACUUCAUCGCUGCAGCUGGCUGCCGUGGUGUUCAAUGCCUGCUUGGGUUCGGUCCAUCUUGUCCGAGGAGUGUGGAUGCUGGGUAGUAACCAGGAUGCUUCUGUUUGCCCGCCACACUUGUGGCUUGCAACACUGUCUCAAGGUUUCAGUUUGCUCCUCACCGCCUUCGCUUGUGCCAUCAGGCGUGGGUUUCUCGGAUUCACGUUCACUCGGUUAUGGUCGUUCUCGCUGACCAUCUAUACCGCAUUCAUCUGUUGUUCCUCGGUUGUCAGCACUGUUGGGGCAAAUGUGGUCACCAUUAAGGCUUGUUUGGAUUUUCUGUCCCUGCCAGGAGCAGUUAUCUUUCUUGUUUACACCAUUCCGAGCACCCAUGAUGAGGAGGGGCAUGAAGAAAACGGGAAAGGUUUAUACAAGCCACUGAAGACCGAUCCAGACAGUGAGGUAGCCGACUCUUCAGAGGUAACCGCCUUUGCUAAAGCCGGUAUCUUGAGCGAGAUGUCAUUCUGGUGGCUGAACCCUUUCAUGAAGAUGGGUUAUGAGAAGCCCCUCGAGGAGAAAGACAUGCCACUAUUAGGCGCCACCGACCGAGCACAAAACCAGUACUUAAUGUUCUUGGAGAAGCUGAAUAGCAACAAGAAGCAUUCGCCUUUGCAGUCAUUUGAUGGCACACCAUCAAUCUUGUGGACUAUCGUUUCUCAUCACAAGCGUGGGAUCAUGGUCUCAGGUAUGUUCGCCUUGCUCAAGGUUCUCACCUUAUCUACAGGCCCGUUGCUUCUCAGGGCAUUCAUCAACGUAUCGACUGGGAAAGGAACCUAUAAACAUGAAGGCUCUAUGCUGGCUGCCAUAAUGUUCAUCUGCAAAUGUUGCGAGUCUUUGUCGCAGAGACAGUGGUAUUUCCGCACACGGAGGUUAGGACUCCAGGUGAGGUCUCUCCUCUCUGCAGCUAUCUAUAAGAAGCAACAGAAGUUGUCAAGCUCAGCAAAGAUGAAGCACUCCUCUGGACAAAUCAUGAACUAUGUGACCGUCGAUGCAUACCGAGUUGGAGAAUUCCCAUACUGGUUCCAUCAAACAUGGACAACCAUUGUUCAGCUUUGCAUCGCUCUGGUGAUUCUUUAUAAUGCAGUUGGUACUGCGAUGGUUUCAUCCUUGGUCGUCGUCAUCAUCACUGUACUUUGCAAUGCUCCGUUAGCCAAACUGCAACACAAGUUUCAAACCAAGCUUAUGGAAGCACAAGACGUGAGAUUGAAGGCCAUGGCGGAGUCGCUAGUUCACAUGAAGAUCCUGAAACUUUAUGCAUGGGAAGCUCACUUUAAGAAAGCCAUUGAGAAGCUAAGGGAGGUUGAGUACAAGUGGUUGUCAGCGUUCCAGCUUAGCAGGGCUUACAAUAGUGUCCUGUUCUGCAACGUAUUCACAUUCAUCGCAACUCUACGUCUAGUGCAAGACCCCAUUAGGUCGAUACCGGAAGUUCUCGGAGUUGUGGUACAAGCAAAGGUUGCUUUCACUCGGAUAGAAAAGUUCCUAGGUGCACCUGAGCUGAAUGGACAAGUUAAGAGGAAAUACCACAUGGGUACCAGUUACCCGGUAGCAAUGAACUCAUGCAGGUUCUCAUGGUAUGAAGAUCCAUUAAAACCUACCUUGAAGAACAUAAAUUUGGUAGUUAAAACUGGGGAGAAGGUUGCAAUUUGUGGAGAGGUAGGAUCAGGAAAGUCGACUCUAUUGGCUGCGAUGCUUGGAGAGGUUCCCAAAACUGAAGGCACGAUUCAAGUCAGCGGGAAAAUAGCAUACGUGCCUCAGAAUGCAUGGAUUCAAACAGGAACGGUGCAGGAAAAUAUUCUCUUUGGUUCUUGUAUGGACAGCCCAAGAUAUGAAGAAACACUCUCGAGGUGCUCGUUGGUCAAGGACCUCGAGAUGUUACCAUAUGGAGACAAUACUCAAAUUGGGGAGAGAGGAGUGAACCUUAGUGGUGGUCAGAAGCAGCGCCUUCAGCUUGCUCGUGCACUGUACCAAAACUCAGACAUCUAUCUCCUUGAUGACCCUUUCAGUUCUGUAGAUGCCCACACAGCAACAAGUCUCUUCGAUGAAUAUGUCAUGGGUGCUCUGUCAGACAAGACAGUCAUUUUGGUGACUCACCAAGUAGAUUUUCUACCUGUAUUCGACACCAUUCUGUUAAUGUCAGAUGGGGUGGUUAUUCGAUCUGCACCUUAUCAAGAACUAUUCGCAGAUUGUCAAGAAUUUAAAGACCUUGUAAAUGCCCAUAAAGAUACCAUUGGUCUUCCAGAUCUUAGCAGCAGGAUUUCUCCUCAUAGAGCAAAUGAAAUAUCAACAAAGGUGAAAGACCAUAAUUAUGGAAGUGGAUACACGAAGUCUGGGAAGCCAUCACCAGCACAUCAACUGAUCAAGAAAGAGGAAAGAGAAACAGGAGAUACAGGUGUUAAGCCUUAUAUGCUUUACUUGUGCCAGAACAAAGGCUUCAUGUAUGCUUCUCUUUGUGUUAUUUCUCACAUGAUCUUCAUAGCUGGGCAAAUAGCACAGAAUUCAUGGAUGGCGGCGAAUGUCGAAAAUCCUCGUACCGGUACACUGAAGUUAAUUACUGUGUACAUUGUUAUCGGAGUUUGCACAAUGUUCUUUUUGCUAUCGAGAUGCUUAUCGGUUGUUGUUCUCGGGGUCCAGACAUCAAGAUCCUUAUUCUCCCAGUUACUUGAUUCAUUGUUCCGUGCACCGAUGUCCUUUUAUGAUUCUACUCCUCUAGGAAGGGUCCUUAGCCGGGUCUCUUCAGAUUUGAGCACUGUUGACCUUGAUGUUCCGUUCGCAUUCAUGUUUAGCCUUAGUGCGAGCUUAAAUGGCUACAGCAAUCUGGGGGUAUUGGCUGUUGUUACAUGGCAAGUUCUGUUUGUAUCUGUGCCAAUGGUAGUUCUGGCAAUCAGGUUACAGAGGUAUUACUUAGCCUCGGCUAAGGAAUUGAUGCGGAUCAAUGGCACUACGAAAUCUGCUCUAGCAAAUCACUUGGGUGAAUCAAUUUCGGGAGCUAUAACCAUAAGGGCAUUCGAGGAAGAAGAUCGUUUCUUUGAUAAAAAUUCUGAUCUUGUUGACAAGAAUGCUAUCCCAUACUUCUAUAAUUUUGCAGCAACUGAAUGGCUGAUUCAACGCCUUGAAAUAAUGAGUGCUGCGGUUCUUUCUGUUUCAGCCUUUCUCAUGGUUCUUCUUCCUCCAGGAACAUUUAGCCCUGGUUUUGUAGGAAUGGCAUUGUCGUAUGGUCUCUCCCUAAAUAUGUCUUUUGUUUCCUCUAUUCGAAAGCAGUGCAACUUUGCGAACCAAAUAAUAUCAGUGGAACGGGUGAACCAGUACAUGGACAUACAAAGUGAAGCACCAGAAUUUAUUGAAGAAAACAGACCGGGACCGGAUUGGCCUCAAGUUGGCAGUGUGGAGCUAAUAGAUUUGAAGAUUAGGUACAGAAAAGAUGCUCCACUUGUACUGCAUGGAAUCAGUUGCAAGUUUGAAGGUGGAGAUAAGAUUGGUAUUGUUGGUCGAACGGGAAGUGGGAAGACAACUUUAAUUGGUGCAUUGUUUCGCCUUACCGAACCAGCAGGAGGGGAGAUAAUUAUUGACUCUUUGGACAUCACUACGAUUGGCUUAUAUGACCUGCGUUCACGUUUGGGUAUCAUUCCGCAAGAUCCAACACUUUUUCAGGGUACUGUAAGAUAUAAUCUAGAUCCUCUCGAGCAAUUCUCAGAUCUCCAAAUAUGGGAGGUUCUCAAGAAAUGUCAACUUGUUGAAGCUGUCCAGGAGAAGGAACAUGGUUUGGAUUCACUUGUUGCGGACGACGGGUCGAACUGGAGCAUGGGCCAAAGGCAGCUCUUCUGUUUGGGACGCGCACUUUUGAGAAGGUGUCGUAUCUUAGUUCUUGAUGAAGCCACGGCCUCUAUAGACAAUGGAACAGAUGUUGUCCUUCAAAAGACUAUCAGGACAGAAUUCAAAUAUUGCACUGUUAUUACAGUAGCGCACCGUAUACCAACAGUUAUGGACUCCGACAUGGUACUUGCAAUGAGUGAUGGGAAAGUAGAGGAGUAUGACAAUCCUACAAAGCUAAUGGAAACUGAAGGAUCUCUCUUCCGCGAGCUGGUCGAAGAGUACUGCGCAUACACAUCAAACGGAACUACAUAG
This is a messenger RNA of Lolium rigidum, 5037 nucleotides long. RefSeq names its product ABC transporter C family member 10-like. The coding region runs from base 1 to 5037 and encodes 1678 amino acids. The transcript is spliced from 15 exons. Gene Ontology annotation, cellular component: plant-type vacuole; vacuolar membrane. The record is from RefSeq and is a predicted model, not a curated record. NCBI's taxonomy places the organism in Eukaryota, Viridiplantae, Streptophyta, Magnoliopsida, Poales, Poaceae. Gene Ontology annotation, biological process: transmembrane transport. Gene Ontology annotation, molecular function: ATP binding; ATP hydrolysis activity; ABC-type transporter activity.